Molecule: messenger RNA, 645 nt
Organism: Sinocyclocheilus anshuiensis
Lineage: Eukaryota; Metazoa; Chordata; Actinopteri; Cypriniformes; Cyprinidae
Product: piwi-like protein 2
Exons: 3
Coding region: 100-645 (181 amino acids)
Source: RefSeq, a predicted model, not a curated record
GUGCGCAUAUUUUCUAGAAGUCUUGCACAGUGACUCUUGGGGCCUCUUGGAAGCGUGCUAAGAAAAAGCGCAUUGCAUUGAAGUGCAGCAAAGGAAGAAAUGGAUCCAAAGCGACCCCCCUUUCCGGGGCCCCCAGGGGUCACCCGCAUGCCAUGGAUGCAGUCAGCAGAAGAUCAGGGUCAAUUGCCUGACCAGCCCCCAUUGGGGCGAGCCAGAGGUCUGGUUCUGCCUAAAGAUGAACCUCUUCCUGGACGAGGUAGAGCCUUAGGCGGACCUGGAGAAAUGCCUGUGCGGUUUGGGAGAGGCAUAACUCCGUCUGUAAGCGAGCCUCUGGUGGGCAUUCCUAGAGGAGUGCGAUUACCGACAGACGAGGGAGGUUUUGGAAGAGCCCGAGGUUUUUUGCUGCCCGCUCCAGAGCCCAGUGUUGGGAUAGGGAGAGGGGCUGCUGUGGGACCAGUGCCUACACUGGACAUUAAAAAAUCAGAUGUACAGGAAAAGAUGCCUGAGCUGCAAACAGAGGUGGCUCCAGCGAUCGCCCAGGUUGAGGCUCCUGGGCCGGGGUCAUCGCUGGUGUCCAUGUUCAGGGGCCUGGGCAUUGAACCGGGAAAGACGUGGGGCAGAGGAGCUACACCUGUUGGUAUGUGA